CCCCCCCCCCCCUUCACAGCCCUGCACAGGACGUACCUCCAUCACCAGCUGGAAACCCUCCCGCUUCUUCAUCUCUUCUGCCAGGUCCCUGGAGCAGAAGAAGGGAGCAGCCGUGAGUCAGUGCUCUGCGGCUGCUCCGUGGGGCCUGGGACCAGCUCCCUGGGCACCCCCUGCCCGUGCUCAGCAGGUGCAGGUGAAGGCACGGUCCACGUGCUUCCCCAACCCCUGGUGCCCACGGCUUUCCACAGCAGCCACCUUGUGCCCACACUGCAUUGCCAACAGCCCCCACGUUCCCCCUCCCAGGGCCUUGUCCACCCCCAGCCCCUCCGGCUUCCAGCACAAUGUGACACCUCCAUGUAUCUCCAGGCUGGGGAGGGGGCACAGGGACAUACUGGCUGGUGUUGGGGGUCUCUGUGAUCAUCCGUCCAGCCAGUGCAUGAUGGUCCAGCCCGGAGAACAGCUGGGUAAAGAACCGGGAGUGGCCUGGGGAGACAAAGAGGGUCUGUAGCCGGAUACCAGAGAGGGGGACAGAGGCUGGGUCUGUGCUACCACCAGGAUAGAGGUGAGGCAACUUCAACACAGAUGCCAGCACUGGGGGGACUCGGGAGCUGCAGACACAGCCCCCACCCCCUGGAGCUGUGCUCUUAGCUGUAGCAGUGGUAGGGCUGUUAUCCUCCCUGGGCUGUGGCCACUGGGGUUGCCAGUCCCACGUAGUGAGCUGGGCUCGGCUCACCUGGCACGUUCUAGGGAUGCAUCACCAUCUCCCUGUGCACAGAAGAGCUGUGUCCUGCAGAGCAGCCCGGGGGUAGAGUCAGUGCCCACGUCACCUCCGUGUCUUCACGCUGUAGUGAAUGACGUUGCGGCAGCACCGCAGCAGCUGCGGCCAGGGCUCCCUGCGGCCCCGCAGCUCCAGGUCCUCAGGGGCUGCUAACAUCUCGCUCCUGAUCCUGCCCCACGUGAGGGAGGUAGCUGGGCCCCGCUUGGCCUGGCAUCUCCGGGCAUCUGGUCCCACAUGCAUCGUUCUGCACCGCUCACUCCUCCAGUCUGGAUCCACUGCUGUUGCUCCCAGCCCCUUGGGCUCGUUCCUGCAUCCUGGACCCAGCUCUGGGGACUGCAGCUCCCUUCACGCUGGGCACCACCGGUCCCCCAACACCUGCUGUGAAAGCUCCCAGCCCCACAGCCCUGCCUGCCCUUGGGGCCCCUGCAGACCCCUCUCUGCUCAGGCAGCUGUCAGUCCCCUCUAGACGGGCAUGGCAAUUGGGGCUCCCCUGGCAUCUCCCUGCCUGCCUAGCCAAGCUCUCCCAGCUCCCAGCUAGGCUGGCACAGCACUGAGGCCUGGUUUCUACCCCUGGGCUCGUUCUGGCUCCUGCUGUUAGCACGAUGCUGCCUCAUCACACUGUACAGGAGGCCUGUGCCCCGCAGCACCCGCUACCAGUAAAGCACCAUUCGCACGAGGGCAUCCAUGCACCGUCGUUCCAGCUGGUGCAUCCAGGAUGCAUCUCUGCAGCAGAUCAGGCAGGGCAGGGGGAUACAGCCACAAAGAGCCACCUGCCCUGCCCACACCCACACGCUUCAAUUUUCCCUGUGUGUGAAGCCAAUGCCCCUUCCCAAGUGACUGGCAUUUGGCUGGCAGCAAAUGCAGUGCCAGGGGUUGGGGGUUAUCUCCAAAGGUGCUGUAUAGCAGCAAAGUGCCCCCUCCAGAGGGAACCCCCAUUUUCUGGGGGAUAACACCCCCUCCAGGGGUGCCUCUGCUGUGCUCAGGGUGCCCCAGUCCCCACCAGGCCCCACGCAGCAGAGGAAGGAAGAGCCAGAGCGAAAGCAAAACCAAAACCAGUGGGUUUUUUUCCGUGCUCAAUCAUGAAUGUCACCCGCUCCGACCCUUCUCCCCGUGGCACGAUCUGGGCGCGGCCCUUAGGAAUCGCCAUGGCCAAGCAGCUGCAAGAGCUCCUGCAGGAGCUGGACGAGGAGCAGUUCAAUAACUUCAAGUUCUUCCUGCGGCACUCGGCGCCUGAGCCCCGGAUCGCUUGGGAGCUCCUGGCCAAUGCCUCGCGCGAGCAGACCGUCAACCUGAUGCUACGGUGCCACUCCCACAAUACCCAGGAGCUGACCCUGCAGUUGCUGGAGCUGAUCUGCCGACUUGACCUGGCCCAGUGCUUCCAGCCCCCAAAAGACAGAGCUGCGUCCAUCGGGGCCAGUGGGGCUGCUGCCAAGGGCCAUGGGCCAGCCCUGGCCCCAGCAGGGCGGCCGAGGCUGGUGUCACAGUCGCAGCUGAUGAACCUGGCCAGCUGCAUGGGCCGGAAGUGGCGCCAGAUUGGGAUCCAGUUCCUUGGGCUGGAGUAUCACCAGCUGGAGCAGGUGGAAGAGGACCACCGUGGCGACCUGGUCCUGCAGGCCUUUGGCAUGCUGCUCGAGUGGAGGCAACAACAAGGACGGGCAGCCACGGCUGCCCACCUGCACAGCAUCCUCUCUGCCCAGAAAGUGCCCCUGCAGCCCGAGGCCCUGGAUUGCCUCCUGGAGCCGGAGCAGGGCUGAGUGGGACAGGAGUUGGCACAUGGGCUGGGGCUGAGGCUGGUCCCAGCUGGAGAGGCAGUGACAAGGGGUUUG
Alligator mississippiensis (American alligator) is the source of this 2604-nucleotide messenger RNA. RefSeq lists its product as uncharacterized. Bases 1858 to 2532 code for a protein of 224 amino acids. Lineage: Eukaryota; Metazoa; Chordata; Crocodylia; Alligatoridae. Gene Ontology annotation, molecular function: protein binding. Gene Ontology annotation, biological process: regulation of apoptotic process; signal transduction. The record is from RefSeq and is a predicted model, not a curated record. The transcript is spliced from 3 exons.